UCCUACUUUGGUUUUUGAGUGGUUUUGGGACACUUUCUAGGCAGACAGGAUUCCUGUUAAACACUGGCUAUGCCAGGCUGUAAAACCAUCUAAAAGAACAACAAAGUUAUUUUUUUAUUUUAUUUGAGUUUUUUUGUCAGCAGGGUUGUCUACUCAUUGCUAUGUUUUAGCCUUGGUUCAGUAUUGUUUAUCAGUGCAAGAUGAUGUUUUUAAGCUAUAAUGUGUACAGACCAUACGAGGUAUCUCUAAAUAAAUGGCAGCAAUUAACUCAGAAAUACUGGUUUUGCACUCUGUCACCUACCACUCCCUAAUACCUCCAGGGAUCACGUGAUUGAUAUUUCGAAGAAAUAAACUGCAAGGAUUUUCCAAGUAUAUCUGGUUUCCCACGGAUGAUUUCCCAUACCGUGAAUAUAUAUUGAGAAAGUUGUUUAACAUACAUUGUUUACUAUAUUUAGCUUAAAAGCGAGGAAGCGUGAGAUUAUUUAUCAUUUGUGACCUAGUUAGACUCUGGUGAAGAUGAAAAAGCUGACUGCCGUCGACUUGACCAAACUUGUAAAAGAUUUCAUCCAACUGGAGCAUAAAAUUACGGAGAUGAAAGGGGAAAAUAAUACUCUUGAAAUACACCUGGACGAGACUAGCAGACUUCUAAAAAUCGCUCAGAACAAAGAGAAACAGUUAAUUGAAGAGAGAGAUGGGCUUUUGGAAACUGUCAAAGGUCUACAACAAACCUUACAACAACAGUGCGACCUCAGAGUUGAAAAUGAAAGGCUGAAAAAUGAAGCUCUUCAGAUGAAGAAAGAAAACGAAGCUCAAUUAAAGGAAAGCAAUACUCGGCUUCAGAGGAUGGCAGCUGAAAUGAAAGCCAUACAAGAUCAACACCAGAGGGAGCUAAAAGACUGUGAUAAAGAAACACAAAGGAAACUGGAUGCUAAAGAGACAGAGUUGAAAGUGGCUCAUGAGAGAAAUGAAUGCGCUUUGGAGGAGAUGAGAAAGCAGAUGAGAGAGAAGGAGAAAGAAAUGCAAAGCCAAAUCAUUAAACUUCAAAUGGAGUUCGGAGCUAAGCUUGCAAGGGCCCAGAGCAUGUCCACAAAGAGUCAGCCGCAGACACAAGCAUCUGCUCCUCAUCCACAGAAUAUCUUUAAAAGAAAGCUCCAGUUCAUUCAGGAGGAGAAAAACAAAGAGAUUGAGGCUCUGCGUCAGAGGGUGAGAGAGUUGGAACAGCAGAGCCUUCAUGGAUUGAUGGACUCUCGUCUGAAGAGGAGGAAAAACUAAGACUUAUUUUGAUCUGACUGUUGAUAUGUGAGGGCCUUCAUCCAACUGUUUGGGAGUUGUAUUUAUUUUAAAACACAUUUCCCUCAGAAUAUGUUCUAAAUAUUUUUCAGUUAUGUUCUGUUGUGUUCUUAAUUUCUGUGCACGUGUUUAUUGCCUUUCCACUAAAAUAAAUGAACAUU
Molecule: messenger RNA, 1451 nt
Organism: Onychostoma macrolepis
Lineage: Eukaryota; Metazoa; Chordata; Actinopteri; Cypriniformes; Cyprinidae
Product: coiled-coil domain-containing protein 152-like
Exons: 8
Coding region: 517-1272 (251 amino acids)
Source: RefSeq, a predicted model, not a curated record